AACGGUUCUGUGUUCCGAUGAAUUGAGAACUCCUCCCUCUUUUGAUUUUGAUUAAAAAGCAUAUCUUUUUGGAGUGAUUUGGUUGGUUCUAAAGAUUUGACAAUUUGUUUACAUUUUAAAUCAUAAUUUUCGCUUCCAUUCAUCAAAACAACGACAACUCGUUUGACAACUUUUAUCUUACUCUAAUUAUACUACUCCCUCACUCUGUUGUAUAGAUACAUCACAACCAUCUGUAGAGCCUUUUAGUAAAAUUAUUUGUCUAUGGUCGCCACAACACAGAAUGAGUUUCCAGAAUUAGCCGCUUCAUGGCUGUGUCGCUGCAGUCGGUAAAUGAACGUUUGAUGUGGUGUUUGUCAAGAUUGUGCUUUAGUGUGUUUACAGUGAAUUAUUCCACAAUAGUAUAAUCCUUAUUUAGGUUAAAGCUUUUAAGGAGUAGAUGAAGGUGACGGUAUGUCUCGCAACAAAGACAAGCAUGAGGGCGCAAGCGGGCGCACUUAUCAUAUCAUGUCGGAGGCGGAACGAGCGUCAGGCCGGCGCGGCGGUUGGACCUCGCUUGAGGUAACAGGAGGUGUCCGCGCCCUGGCGCCCCAGCUGUUCCAACUGUCGCACCUGACUGCGCUGUACCUGAACGAUAACUCGCUGCAGCGGAUCCCGCCCGACAUCAACAUGCUCGUCAACCUGCACACCCUCGACGUGUCCAACAACAAGCUGAGGACGCUGCCCGCGGAGCUCGGCGAUCUCAUACAGCUAAGAGAGUUACUCCUACACAACAACUACCUCAGAGUGUUGCCGUACGAACUGGGCAAGCUCUUUCACCUCCAGAAGUUAGGAUUGCACGGAAACCCGCUGAGCAAGGAGAUGCUAUCUAUAUACAACGACAGUAACGGCACCUCCAAGCUGCUGACGUAUAUGCUGGACAAUUUACAAGCCUACACGAAUGAAUCAGUAACUGCCACCUUGCCACCACAGAGGCCUUGGAUACCCUUAACGCGACCUAACAGAACUCGUCCUACAUGUAUCUUUACGGUUAUGUGCUACAACGUCCUCUGCGACAAAUACGCUACGAGACAAAUGUACGGUUACUGCCCCAGUUGGGCGUUAGAGUGGGAUUAUCGGAAGAAAGGAAUUCUGGAUGAAAUUAGACAUUAUUCCGCAGACCUAAUUAGUUUACAGGAAGUAGAAACCGACCAAUUUUACAAUUUCUUCCUACCAGAGCUUAAAAGCGACGGUUACGAUGGCAUUUUCUCACCAAAAUCGCGAGCGAAGACCAUGUCCGAGUCGGAAAGAAAAUACGUCGAUGGUUGUGCCAUCUUCUUCAGAUCUGCAAAAUUCGCGUUAGUAAAAGAGCACCUAAUCGAAUUCAACCAGCUCGCGAUGGCUAACAGCGAGGGCUCGGACAAUAUGUUGAACCGCGUCAUGCCCAAGGAUAACAUCGGUUUGGCUGCGCUGCUAAAGACCAAAGAAGCGGCUUGGGAGAACGGCUUACCAACGGACUCGUCGAUGCUCGGGCAGCCAAUUCUAGUAUGCACGGCACACAUCCACUGGGACCCCGAGUUCUGCGACGUGAAGCUGAUCCAGACGAUGAUGCUGAGCAACGAGCUACGCAGCAUCCUGGACGACUCGGCACGCACGCUGCGGCUAGCGGGCCAUCGCGACAACGUGCAGCUGCUGCUCUGUGGGGACUUCAACUCGUUGCCUGACAGCGGCGUUGUGGAGUUCCUAUCGGCCGGGCGCGUGUCGUCGGAGCACCGCGACUUCAAGGCGCUCGGCUACGCCACGUCGCUGCGCCGCAUGCCGGGCUCCGAGCACGAGUUCACGCACAACUUCAAGCUGGCCUCCGCCUACAGCGAGGACAUCAUGCCUUACACUAACUACACAUUUGACUUCAAGGGUAUAAUCGACUACAUAUUCUACUCGAAGCAGUCGAUGACACCGCUCGGGCUGCUGGGCCCGCUGUCGCAGGACUGGUUCCGCGAACACAAGGUGGUCGGCUGCCCGCAUCCGCACAUACCCUCAGAUCACUUCCCCCUGCUGGUGGAGCUGGAGAUGUGCCCGGCGAGCGGCAACUCGAACGGCCUGAUCGGGCGCCGGUAGCACGCGUCGCCGCGCGCCCGCCGCCGCCGCGCCGCCGCCAGCCCGCACCCGCCGCGCUAGCGCCGCCGCCGCCGACCACCACGCCUGCCACGUUUCAUACCAAGUUUUUAGCAGUUGCGAGAUUUUAUAUACGACCGGUCCUAAGAUAUAAAGUCUCGGACUGUGUAUUUUACUUAUAGUUAGGUGAGAGGUGGCUCGGGUGAUAGUGAACGUUGCCGGACGAUCAUGUUCAACGGACGAUCAUCAUUACGUGAUGGGUUUGGUUAUUUAUUAAUAUAUUGUAGCGCUUCUGUUGAGCGCGAGCGACCGUUUUAUAAUCCACACGAAUUUCGCUACGCAAUAAUGAAUUUGCGAAUGUGCCGUGUUUCGUUGCUCCCUGAUUUUCCUCCCCGUCGGGUGACGAUUUUAGUGUAAUAGUAGAUUUUGUAGCAGUACUCAUUUUAUCCGCUUAGAAAGAUAGACGGUGAUGUUUGUACAGGUAAAUGUGGUAGUUGGACGUUCGUGACAUGUUAUUUGACGGCUGGAAUCAGAGAGGAGCGAACUAUCUGUGCAAUGUAUUCCGCGUGUCGACGUGUGACGUAGUCAGAUUGGUAAUGAGUCGCACGAGGUGAGGCGAUCAUCGCCACGGUAUUGACAAUUGAAAUAGAUGGCACGUGCGACGUCGUAUAUUUUGCAGUAGGUAAAAUUACUACAAAACAUGGCGUCGUGGAAUCCUAUCCUUAACAAUUAAUACCUUUUAGCUGUCAAAACCCAGCCUACGAUAUAUCGCACCACUACGUGCGUCUUAUCAUUAAUUUGGCUAUGACGUGUGCCGAGCGUACACUGCAAUCGUAUGCAAUGCAUAUUAUUAUUUAGUGGAGUAUUUCUCUGUAGAAUCAUCUACAAAUCAAAUGUUAAGUAGUGCUAAUUUUGACGAUUCUAUUAAAAAUGUAUUCAAUGAAAUAAAUCAGACCUACGCUUAUUGUGUCAAUGAAUAUUUAUGAUGAAAUAAUGUAAAUGGUACAUGAAGAAUAUUUUUUCAAUAGUGAUAAUCUGUGGCGGAUAAGCCUAGGUUUUUCGAUGUUACAUAUUAUACAGUUGAGGAAUGGCUCGAGAAAUAUAUUAAUUUUUAAAUCAAGUUACAAUAAGACUAACGUGAGGUAUGUAAUUUUAUCCAUUUUGACGUUGCCGAGUGGGCGUGUGUCGUCAAACGUCCAUUUACCAUUGCUAGUUAUAAAAUACUUUUAAUUCCUCCACUGUAUAUUAUUUAGAUAAUAUUUGUAUUCUGGUCAUGCAUCGCAGUGUAUGUGUGUAUGAGUUAGUAGCGAAUAGAAAGGGAGGCGGGAAACAGCGGCUUUCGCGGGACUUCCUUUUUAUUUGUAUAAAAAUCUUUGAGACAUCUAUACCACAGUCUUAAAGGGGAUUUACUUAUCCUUUAAGAUUAAAACAGGUAGUUUUUCAGGCAGUUCAUAUAUGAAAUGACAAUCAAAUUAAUGUAAAAAAGCUUCUCUUAUAAAGUGCAAGUAUGUACAAUAUUGCUAACAGCUUAAAUGUAAGUGUCUCUAAUCAAUAAAAACUAAGUUGUUAGUAAUAGUAUACGACGCACUGUAAGCUAGUUUCGUUACCGACAAUAUUAGAACCAAAAAUUAAUGUUUCGUGAUCUGAAAUCGAUAUCAUGUUUUAGAAGCUAUUUACAACAAUUUGUUGUGUCAUAGAAAGUUUAUAUCAAAGAUCCAUUGAUUGUGUAAGAGAGGUAAAGUCUAAGACAAAUUCGUGCCUCGAAUAUGAUAGGUGAUGCAGAUGGCGCUGUAGGGCUCCAUAUAAUAUGCGGUAACUUUGGUUGUCAAAAGUUGAUGUUUGACCUUAAAAAUCUGCGCAGUACAGCGUCAUCUGUCACACUAGAGUGCACCUUUAUUUCUUAAACUUGAACUCUCUAUUACAGUCAAUAACUUUUUGGUUAUAUUCAAAUUAUACCUCUCGCCUCGAAUGGUGGUCCCUAGGACAGUUCCUUAACUCUUUUGGUUGGGCUUAAUUUAAAUAAUAAUUGAAGGAAUAUGUUUUUCCGUAUUUUUGGUACAUAAAUAUUACAUUUCUAAAUAAAUGAACGCGCUAAACUUUCAAAUGUCUACAAACAUUUUAAGUGACAGCUAUUCCAUAAAAGUCGGACUCGCCCACCGAGGGUUCCAUACUUUUUAGUAUUUGUUUAUAUAGUGGCAACAGAAUUACAUCAUCUGUGAAAAUAUCAACUGUCUAGUUAUCACGGUUCACGAGAUACAACCUGGUGACAGACGGACGAACAGCGGAGUCUUAGUAAUAGGGUCCCGUUUUACCCUAUGGGUACGGAACCCUAAUAGGAAUCAUCAUUCGACGCGAGGUAUAGAACCAAGAAUGAAUGUGUGCGACGGCAUACGGUAUAGCUGUCUCGCGGCCGGCGCGGACGUGGGUUGGCGGCUCCGAACAAAGCGGCGGCCGACCAGUAGGUUAAUGUCGCAUUGUGUGUACCAACAAACUUCUCAGCGAGACUAUGUUUUAUAUGUUUUUAGCCCAUCUACCCCCUUCCUUGGUAUUCUAUACACCUCUAUGUAAGCGGAGAAUAGAUUAAUAUGAUAAGUGCAUUUUCUAAUGUCCCUCUUUAGGCGUCGUUUGCCUCUCGACAUGCCCCUUUAGUUUUAAGUCAAUAUAUACAUAGUAGCUAUUCUGCAUGUGACCGAGAUUUUAUGCCCGUUUCACGAAAUUAAAAGCGUAGGGGCUUGAAAAAUCUCUAAAACAAAAAAACCCCUCUCAGAGACGCUUCUUAAUGUGGUUGGCAACUACCUGUCCCUAGUUCUGUUCUAUUAGAUUUUUUUUUAAAGGGCAAUACAAUUAAAAACAAGAACUUGACACUAUACGUAAGAUUGACAGGUGAAAUCUAUGCUGGUAUCAUCUUUAAAAUACUUUGACCGGCUAACCCCAUGGGUAUACUAUUAUAUAAGCUUACUGCGGACGGACGGGUAAUCUAUCUCGCCGCGAGAUACUGUCGCGCCAAUUAUGUGCUAGGCCUACUGACUGAUCAUAAUAUUGGUAUUUGUUAUUGUUUCUUAUUAAAGUCGUGUGACUUUUUGUUACUAUGUUAGGUACUGAAAAAUACGUCAAAACAAACCUUUUGGAAUAUCUGAACUUGUUUGAUAUUUGAAAUUAUGAGAUUCAUAAGCCUUGAUUUUUCAUAGUUAAGCAAUUUAAAAGGAUCAAAAACUUGCAUUAAAUAUUCGAUACAUUGCUAACUAUAAAGUACAGUGAAUUCAGUAGAUCGACCAAGUACCGUAACGUAACUUAUUAUAUCAAACUAUUUUAACUUUGGCUCCAUUGCUGUUGCUAUUCAAUACUAAUGUAUCGUGCGUGACACACUAUUCACACACUAGGAUCAUUCAAACUAAAAAAAGCCCUUCCUACAGUCAAAACAAGGUUUCCUGUGUCUUUCUUAAGACAACAUGCUAGUUACCGUAAAGAUCCUUUGUUUUAUUUAGUCCAUCACAAUGUUUAGGUUGUUGUUAAAGUCAAAACUCGUCAGUAUUUUUUUUUCUCUCAAUUUGGUCUUAAUCGAAACAUAAUAUACUUAUUGCAUUUUUAAGUUAGGUUUUAGUUUUUUCAUCGUCUAUGUUUAAAGCAGGGCGUGUCGCGAGGCAAUGCACCUUUUCGUUUUAUACACCUAGCAGGGAACAUACUGGAGUAGUACAAAUGAUUGUAUGAAUGUUUAACUUUUUGUGAAGUGAUAGUCUUUGUUCAUAUAGAAGACCUACCUCGCAGUUACACAUUCACGUGAGAUGAUGCGAAAGCCAAACAACUCACAAUAAUGUAACUGAGAGGCGUCUUCAAUGCCCUUUUUGGUUAGUGUCGAUUUACCUGUGACCUGUUAGUCUUUACGACAGUCUACAUAUGAUUGUUAAAUCUUACCAAUCAUUCAUUCUUAAAUCCUAACAUUUCUAAGUUAGUUGAACUAUCGAUAACACGCAAACUCUUUCUCCUGAUACAGCUACCUAUAUGUGAUUGCGAAGAGAUGAACGAGAAGCUAGAGAGGGUGUCAGUAUAGUCACAAUAUGUACCUCCUCGCGACCUUCCAUAAAAACGACGUCGAGGAGACGUCCCGUACAUAUUAUGGUCAUCGACGCGAUAAGCGCGGCCAUAACAAGCAGGAGCGAGCAAUAAUUAGGGCGCAAGGUCUGGCCUCGCUUACGCUCGCGGCGUAUGGACUCGUUGUGCGGCGUAAAUCGAUACUCGGAAUGGUAAUAUUAGUAUUGCCAGUAACAAAUUUUGGACCACUGCAUAGAAAUUACGCUUAUAUUUUUCACUCCAUCGAAAUUAUGUAAUAUUGUAAUACCUAAAUAUUCAUUUUUUUAUUUUAUUUUAAUUUAUAUUUUACACAUAUUAUGUAUAUCAAAAGAUAGGUGCUGUUGUAUUUAUUUUGUAAUUUAAAACACAAUUGUGAUAGGGAUAACGUCUCUCUUGUAGUCUACUGCAGAUGUAUCUGCACGCUCGAAUAGUGAUAAAAGAUUUACAAAUAAAUAUAUUCAAGGAUGUGUGAAUGUGUAUAGAUCUGUUUGACCUCCUCGAACAUGUGGAUAUAUCUACUGUACAUAACUCUCGGAUGAAUUGUAAAAAUGCCAAAUCAUGAAAAGGGUAUAUUGAAUAUUACUUUUAGGAUAAAUGGAGUGAAAUGAAGUUUUAUAUGAAUCAAAUUUUUACUAAUGACGCUGUAUAAUUUUCUAAGUACCUGCAGGUAGAUUUUGAAAUCAUAUCAAGGUGAUCUUCUAGUUCUCGUAUGAAUAAUAUACUUAUAGAAGUUUAAGACAAGUCUGGUGUUGAAAUUCUUCCGCGAAGCGAUGGGGGAGCACAAACUAGUUCAUAACAACUGAAGGGUUUCAACCACAGUACUCCAUGUUGCCUUUGCUAUCUAAACGCUAUUUUCAAAUUCAAUCGUCGUCUCCAAACUGGUUUUACGUAGUGAGUGUUUUUGCAUUUAUUAAUAUACCUGUUCAUUUCUGUCUAGAAAAGCAUAAUAAUAGUAGAUAUAGUCUGAACAAUGAUAAUUAUAAUAGAUGAGCCACAAAUAAAUCCACCAACUAUGUUGAAUUAGUUACAUUGCAGUAAAUAAUCAUGCUCGCAACUCUCGCAAGGCUUCACGACUCGGCACGUGCGAGUAUUGUAGCCUUGCUUGUACGAUUUGGUACCAUGUUCAGUUGUAAGUUAUGCUUUCGCAUUAAGUAUUUUUAUUUGAACCACUCGCAAAAUCCAGAGCAAAAUUAAGAAAAAUGGUCGAACUAUUUUUGUUUUACUUAAUAACAUAUGAUUUCACGUGAUAUUUCCCCAAAAAAGAACAUAUGUUUACACCUACUCAUCAACCGCCAGUGAUAUGGAAUCCAUCACGCAUGAGUAUCAUCACCAUUAGUCACAAGUGCAGUUAUUAAGAGAUUUUUCGUAUGGCAAUUUCCAGUAGAACUUCCCAUUUAAAUCACACAUGAAUGCGAGAGUAUCGCUUACGGAUAACGAGAGCUUUAUCAUAACAAGUGUAUCUUAUUUGUAGUUGAACAUAUAUGAUCUCUUUAUUUUAAUAGAAUUUUGAUGGACAUUUUACUUACUAGUUUUAGCCGUGUGUAGUUGAAAGUAAACUUUUAUAAAGAUAGCAAAUUACUUUGGUUACAUGCCAGACAUUUUGCCUGAUAGAUAAAUCAAAAUUGUUCAGUUUAUCACUAUUAGAUUAGCGCAGUCUAUUUUGUCAACGAGGUGACGGAGCUCCCCAGGUGGCUAACAUCGAGAUGUAUAUCCUUACUGAUGAAGUGAGUGAGCUACUUAUGUGCUGAAAUUGAAAACUGUACAUAUUUGUUGUAAAAAUAAAGUCUGCGUUAUUUUUAUUUGUAAAUAGUUUCUAAAACCGUAUUAAUAAAAGAAAACAAUCAGUCGGCUGGGAAGCUACCGAUGCGAAUUUGCGCUUGUAUAAUUUGGAAAUUUCGAAUUUACCAAAAGAAGCCUUCAUGUUGUGUGUACAUUUAAUUUGUAAAUAUGUUAUUUCAUAACGAUUAAUGCUAAACAACGAGCGAGCCGUCGCGGUUGUCAGCCGUUUGGACUUCUGCGCACACCACUACGAGCGCUAGCCGCCGUCGUCGCCCACGACUCGAGCUACGCAUUCACCCGAGUUGCAUCUAGGCAGACAUUCCAUAGGCCCUAUCGAAUUAGCUCAAGACUAAAGACUGUUUGAGACUUAAAAAUAUCAAGUUAUGAAAAAAAUAUUUUCUGAAGCACCUUAACUACUUACUUAAAUUAACUGUGUUAUGGGUGAUUUAAUGAUAAGAUCGAACAGUGUAACUCACUAGAAUCUAAGAAGAAAUGCUUUACGACACUGUGAUAGACAAUACUGCUCUACCUGAGAGACACUAUAGAGAGCAUUUAUUCAUUGUUUCGUCUGCAAAUUCGCUGACUGCACUGUUUACGAUCCUGACAUAGUACCUCUAUUCUUACUGAAAUAUAUAAUUAUAUCAAUUCUACCGAAAUGCAUCAACGAAUAUUGCAGGCGGAGCGACGUUGUGAAAAUAUAAAUUGUUCUUAUGAAAUGGCAAUGUUAGUAAUAUAUGUACUCUCAGUAUUAAACAGGUUUUGCUUGAUUUCGUAACCAAUACUAACGGACCCGAAGCUAUCCUCUAACCGAAUUUACGUGGUUAAAUUAAGUUGUACUACUACUUGUAAAUUGAAAACAUGAGAAACCGCGUGCAAAUGAAUUCGGCAAUAUUAAAAUCAAGUAGUACCUGUUCCUGUGGAUGUGUGUAAAAAUGUACAAAGCGUAUGUGCAGAAGUUCCGUCGCGGCUCGGGCCCGAGCGGGGCCGCGUCUCGCUGUGCUGUUUGUUGACACAUUAUGUAUAUUUGAAUGAAUCAAAUUAUAAGAGAAUAUGAAUUUUA
Molecule: messenger RNA, 8998 nt
Organism: Cydia pomonella (codling moth)
Lineage: Eukaryota; Metazoa; Arthropoda; Insecta; Lepidoptera; Tortricidae
Gene: twin
Product: CCR4-NOT transcription complex subunit 6
Exons: 13
Coding region: 451-2094 (547 amino acids)
Biological process (GO): nuclear-transcribed mRNA poly(A) tail shortening
Cellular component (GO): cytoplasm; nucleus; CCR4-NOT complex
Molecular function (GO): poly(A)-specific ribonuclease activity; protein binding
Source: RefSeq, a predicted model, not a curated record